Molecule: messenger RNA, 1450 nt
Organism: Cryptomeria japonica (Japanese cedar)
Lineage: Eukaryota; Viridiplantae; Streptophyta; Pinopsida; Cupressales; Cupressaceae
Product: cinnamoyl-CoA reductase CAD2
Exons: 5
Coding region: 141-1124 (327 amino acids)
Molecular function (GO): oxidoreductase activity, acting on the CH-OH group of donors, NAD or NADP as acceptor
Source: RefSeq, a predicted model, not a curated record
AUGAUUAUAACAAAGUACAUGUACAAUCAUUAGACUUAGACGAAGUUGAAGGAUAAUGCUUAUCGUGGACAAAUAUAGUUAUUUUUAAGUGUUCAAAAAGGUUGGUGCCUUUUCAUGUUCAUGCUUGCAGCAGAGCAGAAAUGGACAAGAGGAGGGUGUGUGUCACAGGAGGAAGUGGAUUCAUAGGAUCAUGGCUGGUUCGGGAAUUGCUGCGGCGGGGAUAUACCGUUCAUGCAACUCUUCAAAAUAUAGCAGACCCGAACGAAAAAGGUCAUCUGCAAGCUUUAGAAGGAGCCAACGAAAGACUCAAACUAUUUCAACUCGAUGUUUUGGACUAUGAUGCAAUGGCUGCUGCAAUCAGUGGCUGCGCGGGAGUCUUCCAUCUGGCAUCUCCCUGCACACUUGAAGAAAUCAAGGACCCCCAGGCGGAGCUGUUGGAUCCAGCAAUUAAAGGGACGCUGAAUGCGCUUGAAGCAUGCCGAAGAGCCAAUGCAAAACGUGUUGUUUUAACAUCCUCAAUCUCGUCGUUGGUUCCCAAUCCCACCUGGCCUCCCAACACUGUGAUUGAUGAGAAUUCUUGGACGGAUAUCGAAUACUGUAAGCGUGAUAAGAUUUGGUAUCCAGUGUCAAAGACUCUUGCGGAGAAAGCAGCAUGGGAAUAUGUCCAAACCCACCAAAUGGACAUGGUGGCUGUUCAUCCUUCCACAUGCUUGGGACCUCUUUUACAACCCAAAUUGAAUGCAAGCUCCGCUGUUCUACGGGAUCUAUUACAAGGCUCACAAGAUACUCAGUCAAAUUAUUGGUUAGGAUGUGUCCACGUGGAAGAUGUUGCAAAGGCACAUGUUUUGUUGUAUGAAACACCAUCAGCAUCUGGUCGUCAUCUUUGCACCAAUGGCAUAAUUCAUUAUAGUGAUUUUUCAGAGGUGGUAGCGAAGAUCUGUCCUGAAUAUCCUGUCUACAGGUUUACAGAAGAAACCCAACCAGGACUAUUGAGAUGUAAAGAUGCAGCUAAAAAACUUAUUGACUUAGGACUUUGUUUCACUCCUAUAGAGAAGGCGAUUCAAGAAUCUGUUGCUAGCAUGAAAGAGAAAGGAUUUCUUCGCUUGGGCUCCAAAGACACUUGAUUCUGGAUAUAGCAAUUAUCUUAUUAAUACUACUUAAGUGUCUUUUUUAAUAAUAUUUUGGUAGGUUCUAUUGCAAAUUGAAAAAGCAACAUUUUACCUCGUCAAAAAAUUGUAUUUUAGUGCUCUUUCUACCAUAAUGUCACUUAGUAUUCAUGACACCCCAUUCUAAUUUGUUAGUGACACGUAAACCUUGAAUCUCCCAUCUAGUUGACGUUGAUUAUGAUUGGUUAAAUAUGGAUUCAAAAUUCUGAACAGAUACAUUCAAGAACUUUUCGUAAAUUAUGUUCAUUAUCAAGUCAAUAUCUGUGAUCCAUCUUUCAUUUGUA